AUGCCGUCUGACCUAUCUGCUGUUGGUAUGACAUCGUUCGAUCAGACUGGUCCCGCCCUUGCCGCUCAACCUUUACCAUCCUACAACAGCGCAUUUUUUCCUGCUGGGACUAGUGGAAUAUUAGCACCGGAAGCAAAACAAUCGAUCGACAUCAAGCCUCAAAUCAACAACAGCGAGCAAGAAAUUCAACCGGUAGAACAACAUUAUAUGGGUGCUUCCAAUAAAAAUUUGGACACGACUCUCUACGCAAACGCCGGUCCUUCAACAAUGGCUGCACUAAUGCCUGGAUAUGGUAGCACUGCUCCAUGGUCCCUUCCAACGAUCAAUUCAUUCUCAGACCAAGAUACCACCUCGCUCUAUACGUACAAUGGAGUCGUAUGA
This is a messenger RNA of Haemonchus placei, 381 nucleotides long. NCBI's taxonomy places the organism in Eukaryota, Metazoa, Nematoda, Chromadorea, Rhabditida, Trichostrongylidae. The record is from the annotation of a GenBank genome assembly.